AAUCAGACAAGGAUCACGCCAAACGACCUUCAGACGUCCACGACUGCUACAAUGCUUCUUCAGCCGACGUGCAUUGGCAUCUGUUGCGUUUCGACGAAGUCAGUCCUGACCCGCCUUUGCCUGUGCCAAUCUCAAGCUCGCGUAUACUCGAUCGACGCCAAGCCCAAACAUGGCUCUUCAGAACUUCCCGGACCUCACAUUCCACCCCGCCCGACCUCAAUCUCUCGAUGACGACGAACGAGAACCACUUCGCAUUGUAAUCGUUGGCGCAGGUCUCUCCGGUCUAGCAGCUGCCAUUGCCCUCGCCCGUGAGGGCCACAAAGUCAUCGUCUUCGAAAGACAGAAACCUUCGCAACCUGAAAAUGACGUUACAGGAAUCGUGCUCUCGCCUAAUGCGAUUCGAAUCCUGCAAGAAUGGAGGCUGCUUGAAGAAGUCCGCAAUAUAUCGCAUGGGAUUGUGGCGCAUGAUGUGAGAAGGUAUGACAACCUGGGCGAGAAGAUUGCCUCCAUUGAUCUACAGGCGAGGAAAGAGGAUCAGCAUUGGUUUGCUAUGAGGAAGGAGUUCUUGCAAUUACUGCGGGUCAGAGCGAAGGAUCGUGGAGUGAGGUUCUAUGAGGGCGUGGAAGUACUGCAUAUUGGCACUGGUGAUGAAGUGGACUAUGGGAGACCUUCAGUUUCGUUGUCUAAUGGAGAGACGAUGGAAGCGGACUUUCUAAUUGGAGCUGAUGGAGCCGGAUCAACGGUUCCGAAGACGUUGUUUCCUACGCACAAGUCGAAGGAUUUGGGACAAACGAUGUGGUCGACGGUCGUGCCUAGCUCGGUACUCGAGGAUCCGGAACUGAAGCAUUUGAAAGAGAACUAUCAGGCUGGUCAUGAUGUCCUCACGCCAGGACCCGGAAAGAGUGUUCUUGUCUUUCCGCUGCCAAAGAGAGACCUGCUAGCUGUGCAGAUCAUGAUCCAGCAGUCUCCAGUCGAACAAGACUCUAAACAAUCAUCCGAUGGCUGGGUCACAGAUCUAUCAAAUCUCAAAACUCGCUUCCAAGACGCAGAUUCUGCCAUCUCCAAGAUUCUCUCAACGAUCAAACACGCCUACAAAUGGCAAGCCACCUCAUCAGCAAAAUUGACCAGCUGGUCAAGUUCAAAAGCCAGAGUCGUACUACUAGGCGACGCAAGUCACUCCAUAACCCCUCUCGGAAACCUCUCCUCAACCCUCUGCCUCGAAGACGCCGCAACCCUCGCCUCCCUCCUCUCAACCGCAACACCAGACCAAAACCUCCGCCACCGCAUCACACUCUACGAAAGCCUCCGAAUCCCACGAAUCAACCGUAUCCGCGAUUUUGCACAACAUCAAAUCGAAAAUUGGACUUUCACCGAUACGGAGCAAAUCCGCGUCAGAAAUGAACUAUGGAAUAAGACUGCGCAGUCCUGGUGGAGAGAUCUACAUCAAAUUGCAGAGCCGGAAAUGAUGGCGGGUUUUGCGUCGCCGGAAUUUCAAGCAUGGUUGAAUCGGUAUGAUGUAUUUGAGGAAGCGAGGAAAGCGAAGAUGAGGGCCGCGAGACUUUGAGCAUGUAGAGAGUUCUUCAAGCCUGGGGUUUUUAUCAUUAUUGUUGACCGCUUCAAUUAGAGUAAUUGCCCAACUCUGCUAUGAUAGGCCAAAUGAGUUCUGUGAUCCUUCUACAAUGCUUUUCCAAUGUUAUGCCUCAACUGUGAAAAUGUGCCAAAAGUGCCAGCCAAAAGCCAAGUUCACCACCUUGGUGCUUUUCUUGUUAACAUGUCCCCAUCGAAAUCUCCUCG
Molecule: messenger RNA, 1794 nt
Organism: Cercospora beticola
Lineage: Eukaryota; Fungi; Ascomycota; Dothideomycetes; Mycosphaerellales; Mycosphaerellaceae
Product: FAD-dependent oxidoreductase
Molecular function (GO): FAD binding; monooxygenase activity
Source: RefSeq, a predicted model, not a curated record